Messenger RNA from Erigeron canadensis, 1047 nucleotides. RefSeq names its product putative receptor-like protein kinase At5g39000. The transcript has 2 exons. Gene Ontology annotation, biological process: protein autophosphorylation. Lineage: Eukaryota; Viridiplantae; Streptophyta; Magnoliopsida; Asterales; Asteraceae. The coding region runs from base 1 to 1047 and encodes 348 amino acids. Gene Ontology annotation, molecular function: transmembrane receptor protein tyrosine kinase activity; ATP binding. Gene Ontology annotation, cellular component: plasmodesma; plasma membrane. The record is from RefSeq and is a predicted model, not a curated record.
AUGUCGUCGUCUUCCGUGAAACCGUUUGCUCAGUUACAAUUCCCUCUUGCGGAGAUAGUAGUGGCCACCAACAACUUUGCUGAUGAAAAUUUUAUCGAACGCCAUGCGUUCGGUAAUGCUUACAAAGGACGACUCUUGGUUGGUGGUGAGUUGGUUACUAUCACUGCACGGAGGUUAGAUCGUACAUUUGGGCAGAGAGAAGUUCAGUUCUGGAAGGAAGUUACGCUGCUGUCUAGUCUCAAACAUGAAAAUAUUGUAUCGAAUAUUGGGUAUUGUGAGGAGGAAGGUGAGUACAUCGUCAUAAACAAGCAUGACUUGCACGGAAGUCUAGCAGAACGUGUCCGUGACAAGACCAAUAUCACAUGGACUCAAAGAUUAAAAAUAAGUGUCGGUAUUGCGUGUGCUUUGAGUUACAUUCAUUACGAUGAGAAACACGAUUUUAGCAUCAUACAUAUGGACAUCAAAAGCGGUAUAAUUUUCUUAGAUGAAAACUGGGUGCCUAAGUUAUCCAGUUUUGAAAGAUCCGUGAAUGUUUCAGUAGCCGAAAGGCAUCGUGCUCAUUCUUCUGGACAGCGUCGGUGGGGUACACCAGGGUAUGUGGAUCCACUAGGCCUAAAGACUGGAAUGGUGAGCCAUACAUCUGAUGUGUACAGCUUGGGCGUAGUUUUAUUUGAAAUCCUGUGCGGGAGGGUAGCCAGUGAUCCCACGGGAUUGGAACCUUUUCGUACGAAGGCCAAGUCCCAUUAUGAAAAUAGAAAAUUAAAUGAUUUGAUUGAUCCAGAUCUUCGAGCACAAAUGGACCAACAAUCCUUCGAUUACUUCUCCGAAAUAGCAUAUCAUUGCUUGAAUGAAGACCCAUUGCAACGACCAAAUGCACAUGGGAUUGUCAGAAUACUUAACAAAGCUUUGGAACUUCAACAGGAACAUGAAAAGCCGCCGUUGAUAUCAAAAGUACCCUCAAUUGCUGUCGUUGAAGUUGAAGAUCCAUCAUAUAGGAGCUUAGAGGUAAUUGAUUUACAUGUUUUGUCUUUGUUAUAUAUGUCAUGA